AUGGAUUAUUCACGACGAUAUGGAUCAACUCACUUUAUUUUAUUAAUAUGUCCAUAUAUUUUUAUUGUAUAUUCAUACAUAUCAAAUCAAUCAUCAUCAUCAUCAUCAUCAAGUAGUGGUACGAUUCCAAUAAAACAAAAAUUAAGAUCAACACAAUCAACUGAUGCUGGGCGAGUCUUAGUUAUUUAUGUUUGGGCAGAUACAGAUGUACAAUCGCUAGGCAAUCUUCAAUUUUUUAUUCGCUAUGGUGUUCAUCCAUCACAACCGGCUGAUUAUUAUUUUAUUUUACAGCAAGUCGGUAAAAAACCAGUCAAUCAAUCACGUUUACCAUCGCUUCCACCCAAUGCACAUUAUAUUCAACAUGAAAACAAAUGCUACGAUUUUGGUACUUUUGGGUGGUUUCUAUCGCGAAACAUGAUCAAUAAAAGUUUAUACAAAUACUUUAUCUUUAUGAAUGCAUCAAUACGUGGACCCUAUUUUGCUGCCUAUUUUGAUGAUGAACAUAUGUGGUGGUUUACUGUAUUUACUAAACGUUUGAAUGACGAAAUAAAACUUGUAGGUUCAACAAUUAAUUGUGAACAUAAACCACAUGUACAAAGCUACUUGCUAGUCACUGAUCGAAUUGGUUUAUCGAUAUUAACUGAUCAAAAACAAGGAGUAUUUAAUUGUAAAAACGAUUAUAGUGAUGCUGUUUUCAAUGGUGAAAUAGGUGCAAGUCAACUUAUUCUCCAUGCUAAUUAUCAAAUAGCAUCAUUACAAAUAAAAUAUCAAGGUUGGGAUUUUCGUAAAAAAGAAAGAGAGGCAUGUAAUAAUCGAGUUAGUCCAAUAUUUGUUGACCGAUCUGUUGAUGGCAUUGGACAUGACCCUUAUGAACUUGUAUUUGUUAAAUAUAAAGGUUUACCUCCUUUUGAUUCUGAUCUUGAACGGCGUGCAUUGAUCUAUCAAAAAUGGCUGGAAGAACAACCAAGUGAAUCAAAAAAAUUGAAGUUUGAAUGA
This is a messenger RNA of Rotaria socialis, 996 nucleotides long. The record is from the annotation of a GenBank genome assembly. Lineage: Eukaryota; Metazoa; Rotifera; Eurotatoria; Philodinida; Philodinidae.